This is a messenger RNA of Carlito syrichta (Philippine tarsier), 1127 nucleotides long. It is a transcript of the gene PHOSPHO2, whose product is annotated as phosphatase, orphan 2. Gene Ontology annotation, molecular function: phosphatase activity. The record is from RefSeq and is a predicted model, not a curated record. Bases 395 to 1120 code for a protein of 241 amino acids. Lineage: Eukaryota; Metazoa; Chordata; Mammalia; Primates; Tarsiidae. The transcript has 4 exons.
UCCCCAGUCCCACCCGGUGCGCGUCUCAUGGGGGACGACCCCCAAGUAGGUCCCGACUCCUGCCUUCGGGGUGGACCCGGCCGCUGCGUGAGGCGCGCGGCCUGGGCAUGGUGUGUGCGGCCCGCAGAUCUCACCGGUGGAAUGUGAAGAGCAGAGCCCUCCGGUUUUGUAUCAGAUGUUCCACAUAAUGCUGGAGUUAAGAAGUUCCCAUUCUAUUGCUUUGAACCAGAAGACUUUGUUCCCUGUAUAUAGAAUAGGAGUAAUGUUUAAAAACAUCUGGCUGGUGUUUAAAACUGAAGAUUGUCAUGACUGUUUAUUCUAAGCCCUAUGCUGAAGUAAGGUUAAUUGUCUUGGAAAUACUAACUUGGGAUAAUCGAGAUCUACUUCUGGAACCAUGAAAAUUUUGCUGGUUUUUGACUUUGACAAUACAAUCAUAGAUGAAAACAGUGACACCUGGAUUGUUCAAUGUGCUCCAGACAAAAAGCUUCCUAUUGAACUACAGGAUUCUUAUCAAAAAGGAUUUUGGACAGAAUUCAUGGGCAGAGUCUUUAAGUAUUUGGGAGAUGAAGGUGUAAGAGAAGAUGAAAUGAAAAGAGCAGUGACAUCAAUGCCUUUCACUCCAGGGAUGGUGGAACUUUUCACCUUCGUAAGAAAGAAUAAGGAUAAAUUUGACUGCAUCAUUAUUUCAGAUUCAAAUUCAGUCUUCAUAGAUUGGGUUUUAGAAGCUGCAAAUUUUUAUGAUAUAUUUGAUAAAGUGUUUACAAAUCCAGCAGCUUUUAAUAGUAAUGGUCAUCUCACUGUGGAAAAUUAUCAUGCUCAUUCUUGCAAUAGAUGCCCAAAGAAUCUUUGCAAAAAUGUAGUUUUGGUAGAAUUUUUGAAUAAACAGUCGCAACAGGAAGUGAAUUAUACACAAAUUGUUUAUAUAGGUGAUGGUGGAAAUGAUGUCUGUCCAGUAACCCUUUUAAAGAAGAAUGAUGUUGCUAUGCCACGGAAAGGAUAUACCUUACAGAAAACUCUUACCAGAAUGUCUCAAAAGCUUGAGCCUAUGGAAUCUUCUGUCGUAGUUUGGUCCUCAGGUGUUGAAAUAAUUUCUCAUUUAAAAUUUCUAAUAAAGGAAUAAUAUGCCA